Molecule: messenger RNA, 941 nt
Organism: Impatiens glandulifera
Lineage: Eukaryota; Viridiplantae; Streptophyta; Magnoliopsida; Ericales; Balsaminaceae
Product: expansin-A11-like
Exons: 3
Coding region: 1-780 (259 amino acids)
Biological process (GO): plant-type cell wall organization
Cellular component (GO): extracellular region
Source: RefSeq, a predicted model, not a curated record
AUGGAGAAAAGACUUGAGCACUUUGCAUUUGUUCUUAUAGCCGGAUGGUUUCAUUGCUUUUCUCACCUCAAAGUGGAUGCAUUCACACCUUCUAGAUGGGUUAAAGCUCAUGCCACUUUCUAUGGAGGGAGUGAUGCUUCGGGGACAAUGGGAGGAGCUUGUGGAUACCAAGACCUAUAUUUGGCUGGUUACGGUACAAGAACCGCCGCUGUGAGUACCGCUAUUUACAAUAGCGGUUCUUCGUGCGGGCAAUGUUUCAAGAUCAUGUGCGAUGUACAAACAGAUUCUAAGUGGUGUGUAAAGGGGAAGUCAAUAACUAUAACCGCAACCAACUUUUGCCCGCCAAAUUUUGACCUAACAAAAGAUAAUGGUGGUUGGUGCAAUCCACCCCUUCAACAUUUUGACAUGGCUCAACCUGCUUGGGAGAAGAUUGGAAUUUAUAAAGCAGGGAUUAUACCUGUCAUCUACCAAAGGGUGGCAUGCAAGAGACAUGGUGGUGUAAGAUUCAGCAUAAAUGGGAGGGACUAUUUUGAGCUAGUGCUGAUAACAAAUGUGGGGGGAGCAGGAUCGAUCCAAUCUGUGUCAAUCAAAGGUUCAAGGACAGAUUGGGCAGCCAUGUCAAGAAAUUGGGGGUCAAAUUGGCAAUCAAAUUCCUAUAUCAAUGGCCAAUCUAUUUCCUUUAAGGUCACAACUACAGAUGGGAUAACAAAAGUGUUUCAAAACAUAGUCCCAUCUAAUUGGAGAUUUGGUCAGACCUUUUCUAGCCCUCUACAAUUUUAACCUCAUCUUAGUUUUAUUGUUCUUGUUUUUAGGGUUUAUUAUUUAGGGGCAGUGGUUUGCUUGUUAAAUUUAAUCAAAGCAGCCUACCCAUUUUAAAAGUAUACUAGUUUCAAAUAUUGUUAGUAAUUCAUGCUUAAUCUUAAUGGUUUUUUUUUUUUUUU